Molecule: messenger RNA, 666 nt
Organism: Trichosporon asahii var. asahii CBS 2479
Lineage: Eukaryota; Fungi; Basidiomycota; Tremellomycetes; Trichosporonales; Trichosporonaceae
Exons: 1
Coding region: 1-666 (221 amino acids)
Biological process (GO): retrograde vesicle-mediated transport, Golgi to endoplasmic reticulum; endoplasmic reticulum to Golgi vesicle-mediated transport; Golgi localization
Cellular component (GO): COPI vesicle coat; cytosol
Source: RefSeq, a predicted model, not a curated record
AUGCUCCGCGACGGCGGACUGGAGAACUACGAGCUGAAGGGAGACCUGGACAUUCGCGUGAACGACGCCGACUGCUCCAAGGUCAAGCUGGAGCUCGCGCCCGCCGACUUUGCGGAUGUUCAGUUCAAGCAGCACCCCAAGUUUGUCAAGUUUGGCGCCGGCCCCAAGGUGAUCGCGCUCAAGAACGACUCGCAGGGCUUCCCCGUGAACCAGAACCUCGGCGUGCUCAAGUGGCGGAUGAACACGAAGGACGAGUCCCACGUCCCGCUGACGGUGACGGUGUGGCCGCAGCCGAACGGGGGCCAGUCCGACGUUGCGGUCGAGUACGAGCUGGAGGCGCAGCACCUGACGCUGAAGAAUGUGGUCAUCUCGAUCCCGAUUCCGCCUGGUGCGCUCCCCGUCGUCUCAGACGAGGACGCGCAGUGGACGGCCGACCGCGGCUUCUUCCAGUGGACGAUCGACACGGUCGACGCCGACGCGCCCUCGGGCUCGCUCGAGUUCCGCUGCGACGGAGACGCAGACACCUUCUUCCCCACCAACGUCGGGUUUGCCGCCUCGGGCUCCCUGGCGGGCGUCGACGUCCAGAGCGCCCGCCUUGCUGAUGGAUCCGAGGCGCCCCUCAGCCAGGAAAAGAUCAUCACCGUCGACAAGUACGAGAUUGUCUAA